This is a messenger RNA of Aspergillus fumigatus Af293, 1407 nucleotides long. RefSeq names its product putative acetylornithine aminotransferase. NCBI's taxonomy places the organism in Eukaryota, Fungi, Ascomycota, Eurotiomycetes, Eurotiales, Aspergillaceae. Gene Ontology annotation, cellular component: cytoplasm. The transcript has 5 exons. The record is from RefSeq and is a predicted model, not a curated record. The coding region runs from base 1 to 1407 and encodes 468 amino acids. Gene Ontology annotation, molecular function: identical protein binding; L-ornithine transaminase activity; pyridoxal phosphate binding.
AUGACCCGGGAAGAUCAGAGAGAGGGCAAGGUCGUGCGACUGUCCUCCAAGACGAAGGAGCUCUUGGAGAUUGAUAGCAAGCAUUCCGCGGGAGGAAUCUUUCCGCUUCCUGUCUUCAUCAAGAGCGGCAAGGACUCUAUAUUGAAGGAUGCUGAUGGCAAGGAAAUCAUCGAUUUCAUCUGCAUGUUGAGCGCCACCAACCUCGGCCAAUGUCACCCGAAAUUGCUCCAGGCGAUGACCACCUCUAUGCAGACAAUCACUCUCACCAACAUCGCCACCAAAGUGGGCGACUGGGCGGAAUUCACGCGGGACAUGUGCGCCCGGUUCGGCUACGACAAGAUGGUAGGGAUGGUCUCCGGCACAGAAGGCGCUGAUGCAGCCGUCAAGUUUGCCCGUAAAUGGGGAAUCAAGAGGAAGGGCAUUCCGCCUCGAGAUGUCCUCGUGCUUGGGGUUUCGGACAACUAUCAUGGCGUUGGCUCCGGGAUCUGGCCCAUCAUGAAUGAUAUGGGCCAAGCAUCGGGUAAGUAUAUUGCAUUCUCCGUUCUCACUUGUUCUCUUACUCCUGCCCUUUCUCUGCCGACAGAUCAAUUAUGGCAUCAUCAACGAGAAUCUUCGAAAUACGAACCCGACGACUGGGGAGCUCCUGAAGUAUGGAUGCCUGGAAGACGUCGAGCAAGUCCUUGCUGGCAAUCACGGACGUGUGGCCGCAAUAAUCAUGGAGUGUAUCCACGGGAAAAAACGGAAGAGCUCAACUUUGCAAUUGGCGUGCGCCAGCUCUGCAAGAGGUACAAUAUACUCUUCAUUGCCGACGAAGUGCGAAUGGGGUCGGGCAAAACUGGAAAGUUCCUUUGUUCCAACUGGAUGGGUCCGGAGAACAAGCCCGACAUGGUGGUUAUGGGAAAGUCCAUCACCGGCGGGGCUUAUCCUGCCUCAUACAUCUUCGGAAACCACGAGGUGAUGGAUCUGAUCGGCGGUUACGAGCCCGUGGCAACCUUCGGCAUGGCACCGGCGGCGAUCGCGGCCACUCGUGCGACACUGGAGAUUAUCGACGAGGAGAAGCUCGUCGACCGCGCGACCUGGAUUGGACAGGUCUGGAAGAAGGAAACGGCCGGCUGGAGCAUGCCGUGGCUUGACUAUACCACAAACCGUGGUGCUGAUUUGGGCCUCUACCUGAAACGAACUGGCAACCCGCGGCUCACCACCCGGCGACUCAGCAUGCUGUGCCUCCACAAGGGCAUUUUCACCUACCCAGAUGGGGACCGCGUGCGCAUGGGCGUGGCGUUGAACAUUCCGGAGGCGGAUCUUCUUCGCGGUAUGGCGAUUCUGAAAGAGGCUCUCCUUGAACUUGAUGAUUACGACGAGAUCGAGACUGGGCCGCCAAUGAAAGGUGUUAUUCCAGAGAUGUAA